Cyprinus carpio (common carp) is the source of this 1333-nucleotide messenger RNA. Its product is annotated as gremlin-1-like. Gene Ontology annotation, biological process: animal organ morphogenesis. Gene Ontology annotation, molecular function: receptor ligand activity; BMP binding. NCBI's taxonomy places the organism in Eukaryota, Metazoa, Chordata, Actinopteri, Cypriniformes, Cyprinidae. The record is from RefSeq and is a predicted model, not a curated record.
UUCUCUUAAAUGUCAGCACUCAGAACAGAGCUCCAGACCUUAUUUUGACUCUGACUCUUUGAGUUCUGGAUCAUUUGGAUCAUUUGGUUUUAAUCCUAGUUUGUUAUACAAAGACCUUUGUGAACAUAGCUGCAGUCCAUGUGAAGAAGUUUGAACCAUUAUUAAUCUGAGGAUGACUAAAGACGCAAUAGCUGUCAUUAUCGUGGUCUUGUGGCUGCUCUGCAAUCCGGCGAGGAUCAGGGGAACCGGGGGAUUUCAAGGCGCCAUUCCUCACCCAAAUAAAUACAGCCCAAACCAGUCUGAACAGUCACCGCAGACACCGCAGGCCAGGGGAACGGGACCGCCUUCAGUCGGGGACGAGGUGCUGGACUCCAGCCAGGAGGCUUUACACGUAACGGAGCGCCGUUACCUCAAACUUGACUGGUGUAAAUCGCAGCCGCUGAAACUGAUGAUCUACGAGGACGGGUGCCAGCCGCGCGCCAUCUUCAACCGCUUUUGUUACGGACAGUGCAACUCUUUCUACAUACCUCGGCACGUUUAUCAAGAGGACAGUGCGUUUCAGUCGUGCUCCGUUUGUAAGCCAAAGAGUUUCACUACCGUGACUUACACCCUCACCUGUCCCGGGCAAACUCCCAGCACUAAGAAGAAGCGCGUGCGCCGCGUGAAACAGUGCCGCUGUACUUCUGUUGACUUGGAUUAAACUGGCUGACGUCAAAGUUGUAGGCUUCUUCUGUAUGUUUGUCUGAAAGUCACAAAUUCCUAUAGCUGAAUAAUGUAGGAGCAUGAUCGAUUUGUUUCCUCCAUUAGUUCUUCAGUCAUCAAAAUGUGACCUUUUAUAUUGUGAAGAAAUACAAUUGAUGCAAUUAAAUGUACAAGUUGGAUAAGUUAUAAUACUAUAAAAUAGUGACAUUAAAAUAUGCUUAUAUUAUUAUAUUCUCCACUGUGUGGAGCAAAAUUUGCGCAUUGAUGCAAAUAGCUUGUUUUGUGGCUUGAUUUGUAAUAUAGGAUACAUUACAUACAUAUUAGGCUAUGGGUGUAAAUAAGCAAGUUUUUUCUCUCUUUUUUCAAAUCCAUUCUAUCAUAUUUUUUCCUGGUCUUUAUACAAUACUGCAAUGUAAAACGAAUGUAGUGUCAAGUUUCAGCCUUUUUAAUCAAUUGAUGAAGAAAUUCUAGGUGAACAAACAUUACAGAAAAUAAGUUGGAUGCAUGGAAAAUUGUUUUUGUAUUAAUGGAAACUUUUACAGUGUUGCAUUUAUUGUAAAAGGAACAAUAUUACUGUGAUUAAAUGGCAACAAGAUGUGAAGCAACAUAACGGUCAUCAAUAAAAACGUGA